CGAAAUUGCGCCUCAUCCACGAUCUAGCACCGACACGAGGCAGGCACGCAGAUGCAGACGGGUCUCGUUCCUUGGGUCCUUGUGGGAGUCCUGGCGAUCACAGUGCAGUGGGGCAAUUCCGUAUGGCGGUCGCAACUUCCUCCCGCGCUGACGACGUCGGAAGCUUCUCUCCGUGGUGACUUUGCCGGCGCCGACGCCUACUCGACACUGGCCACCAUCGCGAAUGCGGCACAUCCAGACGUGUCCGUGGCCAACCAACACGUGUACAACUUCAUCUUCGACAAGCUCCAAGACCUACAAACGCUCAACGGAAGCAACAAGCUCGUGGUGCACACUCCCCGCCACGACCUCGGCAACAUCUCCGUGCCUCGUUCCGACCCGCCGCCCCCGCGAAAAGAGCGCUGCGACGCAUACGCCGACUUCUUCAACGCAUCUCAAAUCAUCGUCAAGGUGCCUGGCAUGUUUGCGUCGUCAGUUCUGUUGUCAGCGCAUUACGAUUCCGUGAAUGGUUCGUUUGGUGCGUCGGACGACGGCGCCGGCGUCGCUAUUGCGCUGGACAUCCUGCGCACCGUGGUCACGGCCAAGACGCGACUGCGCAACUCGCUGGUAGUGUUCUUCAACAAUGGCGAAGAGGAUUGCCUGUGCGGGUCCAAGUGGUUCCUCGACCAGAAUUACAACUCGCGCCUCCACGUGCAAGCAUUCGUCAACCUGGAAGGCGGCGGGACGGGCGGCCGCGCGAUUCUGUUUCGAGCCACAGACGAAGUGCUGGCGUCCACGUAUGGCCAAGUCGCGCCGAUGCCGCAUAUGAACAGCAUCGGUGGAUCCAUCCUCACCGCGCUCGGGAGCUACACCGACUACGAAUCGUACCAAGGCGCGGACAUUCCGGGCGUCGACGUUGCAUUCUACGAGCACCGCGAAUUCUACCACACGCCUCAAGACAACCUCGGCCACAUCUCGGCCCAAGACCUCCAGCACGGAGGCAGCAACGUUCUUGCCUUCGUCAUGACGCUGCUCCACGACCCAUUCCUCGGUAGAUUUCGGGCCGACGACCCCGCCGUGUAUUUUGACUUUGUCGGCCGAUGGGGGAUUACGAUGACUACCAACAUGCGAUUUCUUGCGCUGCUUGCGUCGUACAUGGCAGCAGGGGCCACCAUUCUCGUGUACGCUGCGCACUUUGAGCCGACGAAACCUAUUAGCGUCGUCAUGUGGUCCCUGACUUCGACGUGGUCGACAGUCGUGAAUGCAUUUGGUCUGUCGUGGAUCGUUGGUUUGGUGGCAGUGCUUCCUGUAGCCAUGUUUGUCGCGAUCACGAAAAGCGCGGCCAUGUCAUGGGCCGUGAUCCCCGCGGCCGUUGUCGGCCAUGUUGUUGGUGUGACGUUUGCCGCGGAGCAGUGGCGUUUCCGCCACCACCUCGGCGAAGAUCUGCCCCCGUUCACCCGAGACGUUGCCCACCUCGCGACUGCGUCGGCGUCCUUUGCCAACGUCGUCAGCUCCGUCGUCGUUCUCAAGUUGCCAGGACUAUACUUGCUUCCCAUCGCCAGUGUGACAUUUUCAGCGCUGACGACCGCAGUGCUGGUCGUAAUGUCCGCGAUGUCACCAACGCGGGACUCGUUCGGCGGGGAGUCCAUGCCACUGCUCCGACUACAGCAAGCCGCGAACUACGCUGCGAUUCCUCUCCACUCGGAUGCCGCCGCGAAAGGAGCGACCCGUAGCUGGGUCUUCCUUGCCGCCAUGGCCGGGCCGCUGGCUGUAUAUAUGGCCGUGUCAUUUCACUUUGCGAUCGACGUUGCUGUGUCCCUCGAGUCGGUGGGCAGUACGGACGCCGGCGUCAUUGUCGCGUUGCCGACGUUGCUGACGCCGUCGCUGCACCUCCUCGUUGUGUGGUUUGCGCAUUUCUCGAUUCGUCCCGUAGUGUUUAUCGCAGCGUUUGCGCUGUACACCAGUCUCUUGGUUGCCGCGUUGAUCGGCACCGCCUUUUAACUCAACCAACAAAAUUCCCCCGACGAAGGCAUGUGCCAUGUGC
Aphanomyces invadans is the source of this 2023-nucleotide messenger RNA. RefSeq lists its product as hypothetical. The record is from RefSeq and is a predicted model, not a curated record. The coding region runs from base 52 to 1980 and encodes 642 amino acids. The transcript has a single exon. Lineage: Eukaryota; Oomycota; Saprolegniomycetes; Saprolegniales; Verrucalvaceae. Gene Ontology annotation, biological process: proteolysis. Gene Ontology annotation, molecular function: metalloexopeptidase activity.